ACGUAAUAAAAUUAUUUAUAUAAACUGGUAAAAGCAAUACAAGUUUUGCGCUUGGGACUUGUCAGACCUCAAGUAGGUCUUUCACUUGGGGUCUGUCAGACCCCACGCGUAGACUUUUCACUUGGGGUUAUAACAUAUUAAAUUGUCAAGCUGUACAAACUAUCAAAAUGCGAUCUCUGCAACAGCUACUCAUAAAGUAAGCACAGCGAGAGAACAAUCAACAUCACGAAAAAGAGGCAACAAUGUCAAUAACAUGCUUUUUUAAGAGAGGGAUUAUUAUAACAAAUUACAUUUAUAACAAUAUUAUUUUAAACUUGUCAAAGCUAUUUCUCUUUUACUUAUAAGUAUAUAAAAAACAUUACCUCAAAACAUUCUAUUAUUCUAAUCUUAUAUUAAUUUCAUAGCUAUAUAUUAUAGUAAGAUGUCGACCAAUAGAGUCCGAAAUGACUUUAGUGCUGGGCGGAGACUAUAAUGAAUUUAUUAUGCGAGCGUUUUUUAAUAUGGUACCCAUAGCGCUGAUAAAUGAAACAAAUCCUCGGUUUAAUGCCCUUGAGAAAUUUGCUCUGACAAAAUAUUCCUUCUUAAUGCUUGAGAAUUACAAUUUUAUCCAUUUCCUUCGAAAGGCACAUCGUUUUGUGCUGGUGUCAUCUUCUCAACCCCUCCUGCGAUCUCUGUUACAGAGAGCAAAGGACUCGCCAUGGGCGAAUCCGGAAGGAUUUUAUAUCCUAAUCGAUAAGCAGACCGAGACUCGGGGCUGUAUAAAUGCUCGCUCAUAUCUCUGGACAGCUUGGGAAUAUGACUUGCUCUCAGUCAUAUUCAUAUGCAUCGAUCCGAACGAUGGAAUUGUUUAUUACACGUAUAAUCCGUAUUCGAACAGUACGCCAGACAACUGGUACGAAGUAGGACAGGCCAAAGGACGAAAUGGUCAUCCUUGGAUAAUAUUAAAGAGAAAAUUUAUAUUCGAUAACGAUACGUGCACAGAUCUGGAUUUUGAUAAAACGUCCACUCUGGAUGGUUACGUAAUUCGAUUAAACGCCGUUGAGAUGGAACCGUUUAUCAAAGUCAAUUUGAGUUUACCGAAAGAAGACAAAUUUCGCGGUGAUAACAGUGAGAUCAUUAAAAUACUCUUACAGAAACUGAAAGCACAUCUCUUGAUCACACUUUCUUUAGAAAAUAUCUAUACGUUGGGCGGUAUAGGACCGAACGGUACUUUUGAAGGUUUGAUGGCUCCUCUGAGCGAGGGCAGAAUAGACAUUGCUAUGAAUACGAGAAUUUUGUUUUCAAUGUGGAAGGUCAGGUACGUCUCGAUAUUUUCCAAGAAAAAAAAAAUAAUUUCUAUUAAUUUUUUAAGAGGAUUUCUCAAAGAUUUAAGAGAACAAAAUGAGAGAGAAAGAGAAAUACAUGCCUCUUCUAUGUAUUGCAUAAUAUAUGAAAACCUGAUAGAAAUUAAAAAGAAUAAUACUUUAUUUAUUUUCAGAUACACAUAUCCCCAUUCGAGAUCAGGCGUUUGCGUGAUGGCGCAACCAAAGAAACCAAUCUCCGAGUUCAUGAAAAUAGUAACCUUUCUGUCGCCGGUGGUAAUGGUGGGAGUCAUCGCGAUAUGUCUAUUAAUUUACAUAAUUUUUACGCAAAGCUUAGGAUACAUAGAGGCUGGGCUAGAAGUGAUAAGACUCAUGAUCUGCGUUGGAAUUUUACAUUUGCCCAAAAUCAAUUCCACUAGGAUCUUCAUAUGCAUGGUGUUGAUUUUAUUCCUGAACAUAAAUGCUCUCUUCCAAAGUCACUUGUCAUCUUUGCUCACCGUGCCAGUCUAUUAUCGCGAUAUCGAUACCCUAACAAGUCUCAAGGUAAUAGUAAAAUCUUAUUUUAUUGCUUCUAAAGCCGGUUACACUUUCUACGGAGCGAAGAUCUUCAAAGACAUGAUCGACGAUCCUGUACUCAAAUCGCGCUACAAGUUGGUCUCGUAUAAGGAUUGCAAGGAGCACGUCGAGAAUUCAUCGACCGCCGUGUGCGUCGGUGACUGCUACCACAUGUAUUACAGAAUCAAAGGUCAAGAUCUUAUUAAAUCAAGAAUGCUGAUGCCGAUGAUACAAUCGUAUGUCACCCGCGAGGAUUGGCCACUGUACAAUCGCGUGAAUGAUAUUAUACAGCAGAUGAUGCAGACUGGCUUGAUUAAGAAACCUCGAGAUGAUAUUCUCUUGGAGAUAAAACGCAAGAGAGAGAAAAGAAUCGCUUCAAAGGAGAAAAGCUUCAAAGUAAUGCUACUAAAGCAGCUGGCAUUUAGUUUUUACAUUCUUGGAUUUGGAUACGCUUGCGCCAUUAUAAUCUUUGUGCUGGAGAAGGCAAUCGGUGGUUCUGUUCCCGUAUAUCAAAACUGGAUCGGGAAGAGCGAUCGAAGAGAAAAAAUAAGAAUACGAGAAAAAAGAAGAAGCUGGAACAAACAGUAAAAUUCCGAAGAU
This is a messenger RNA of Formica exsecta, 2456 nucleotides long. RefSeq lists its product as uncharacterized. The record is from RefSeq and is a predicted model, not a curated record. Lineage: Eukaryota; Metazoa; Arthropoda; Insecta; Hymenoptera; Formicidae. The coding region runs from base 444 to 2444 and encodes 666 amino acids. The transcript is spliced from 5 exons.